AUGGAUGAUCCUGUUCGGAAAGAUCGAAUCCCUACUGCCUGGCCUAAGAGGCAAAGUGUGACACAACAACAAAAAUUUUUCCAUUUGCCUUCCAGCAACUCCGAUGAACACAAACACCUUUUGACAUGGGACAUCACCUUGACUGAACUUCAAAACCUUUUUCUAUCUGGUGAGACGGUCCUUUGCAAUUGGCAUUCACAUCUUCAAGUGCCCGAUUUUGUCCGUGCAGCCCUGAAUCAGUCCACGGAAUCUGAAGGCUUGACAUCCAACGUCAACAAUUUCAGCCAAUUUGACCGUCUAAUUAUUUACACGGACGGGAGUUCCAAGCCUUCAAACCGCCGGAAAGCGCCUUUGUGGGUCCAAGAGCACGAUGUGCCAGAUGCAUGGGCUUUCAUUGUGCUUGGUGAAAAGUAUGGUGAGACUGAGGACAGCUCGACAAUUUCCUUCCUAGGAUGGCAUUCGCAACCUGUUUUGUAUGAAUCAUCCUUGCCGCAUUUUCUUGGCACCGACGCUAUUGGGUCAGAAUUUGCAGAAAGGGAAGGUUUAUUUUGGGCUGGAAUUUGGAGGUUAGGUAUUGACUCAACCAUCCCUACUGUUUUCAGAACUGAUUCAAGUACUACUGCGAGCCAAGCAGCUGGAAAUACCAAUUGCCAUGACAAUCACCCAACCUUUGUUCUGUUGCGUAGUGUUUUUCAGACGCUAGCAGCAGGACUUGCAAAUGAUGGAUUGAUUGUGGAUCAUGUUGCAGGGCAUGCUGGGGACGCAUGGAACGAGCUUGCGGAUCACCUUGCUAAGACUGAGGCCGCCCAAGGCGACAGCUAUGCUGAUGUAGUUUUCGGCCUGCUAUGGGCCAAGCUCCUGCGUACUUAUGAAACAAAACUGAUUGAAGCUGAUGUUCUGACGCAUGUGCCGGACUUCAAACAUCCCAGUUUGUUUGGUGUUGCCACCGACAUCACCUCAUCAUCCCCGUUUAUCGGGCCAACUUGGAUGGAUGACUUAAGCGUAUGCAUUGCUGCAUCAUCGAAUGCAGCCCUGCUUGCCAAGACAGGCCAGUCCAGCAAGCAGUCCAGACAUCCAUCGCGUAUGGAUUUUGUGCAGUAUGAUUUGGAAGUUUUGGAAGCCAUUUACCUUGGUUUGGUUGACAUGGAACCUGGCAUGGACCCCUUGUCGUUGACCAUUGGCCUUUUCUUGUUGCGCAGAAGCAGCCUGACUCAUUGUCAAGACUUCGACUUGAUGAAUGGGAAAACUGGUACGCCGAGUUGGCAACUGAGCCCAGUGGCAACAGGGAUCUGCCACCGGCAAUCCCCAGACUGCCUUGCCGUUUCAAAGUUGUGCUUCAUGCAUACGCUGGAAGGCGUAGGGACUUUUUGGGGCCCCUUCUCCCAAGCCUACGACUUUCCUUGUUUUGGGCAUGGAGACGCUGGAAAUGGACAUGCAUCGACAUCGUCUCUCAG
Molecule: messenger RNA, 1454 nt
Organism: Cladocopium goreaui
Lineage: Eukaryota; Dinophyceae; Suessiales; Symbiodiniaceae
Source: the annotation of a GenBank genome assembly